Molecule: messenger RNA, 1013 nt
Organism: Drosophila takahashii
Lineage: Eukaryota; Metazoa; Arthropoda; Insecta; Diptera; Drosophilidae
Gene: Ripalpha
Product: RPA-interacting protein alpha
Biological process (GO): protein import into nucleus
Cellular component (GO): nucleus
Source: RefSeq, a predicted model, not a curated record
UUUGGAUGCAUUGACGAUACUGACAUUACCAGUCAAAAACAAACGCAUUUAACUAAAAUAAAUCACCGAUAUGAACUCCACACAAAACCCCGUUUAUCACACCUCCGUUGAGCAGAAGCGACAUGCCCAAGAUGUGGCCAAAAGGCAGCGAAUGGGAAUGCAGAUGCCCAAACUUCGUGAAAUGCUGCGAGAGAAGUACCGCAAGCGCAUUAUCGAGACCCGCCAUAAAUGCACGGAUGCCAAUAGGGAAAUACAACUGUCCGAACUCAGGGAAAUCCUUCGUUUGGAACUGAGCGAAUUGGAAAAGGAUGUGGAGCUAGAGGAGCUCAUCCUGGAGGAGCUGCUCUCCGAUGUGAACGAGUGGUAUGCUCUGGGCGAGCAGAAUCUGGAAACUCUGUACGCAGAGGCGGAUGAGAAGCCCAAGGAUGUCCUGUGUCCAGUUUGCCAGAUUAAAACCCUAAGACGCCACAAGGGCUCCUUCAUCUGCGAGUGUGGCAUCCAGUUUGAGCACUCUGCCAAUGUGGAACAGUUGCAGGUACUUCUACAGCAGCAAAUCGCCAGCCACGAGCUAAAUUGCACUCAGGCCCUGCGAUUCUUCAUCGAACCCUCUUCGGGACACCUGUACAACAUGUGCGGCAGCUGCGACUACUUUUCCUCCGUUUAGUUAGUCCCUGGACCUUGUUUUCCAGUCGCUGGCGUGCUAUAGUAUACGAUCUUUAAUGUUAACUCAUUUUGUUAGUAAAGUAAGCAAAGCUAUUUUUGUUCUUCGGAUAUAAAUUAGGCAGUUUUUACGCUUAUCAGUUUCCAGUGACCCACACAGAUCCGUUCUCAUUUAAUUUGGAAUCUUUCCCAAUAGGAAAUUACAAAAAUUAUUAUACACAUAUACGAUAAAUCUUAUGUAACCUCUUUUAUAUUUGUUGCUCUAAUAGAAAUUCAAGCUUAAAAACAGUCUUAUAUUAUUAUCAUUCAGUCAUUCAUUGUUAUUAUCACACAUUCUUUUUCAUUGAAGAAAA